AUGGUAUUCGUCUCGGAGGCUAGAUUUGUUGAAAUGUCAUGGACAACGCAGUCACCGGAGUCAGUCUAUGCCAAUGAACAUCCGCCCCUGCACCUCAACACGAGCUCAAGGGAGACGACAGAAUCCGCUGCCAUCGAGCAAGGUGCAUCACUGUCGACGAAGAUAGCAGCUUUGUCUCUUCUACCCGUCGUUAUCAUCUGUGGACUAUUCGGCAAUGUGUUGGUGUGCCGAGCCGUGUUCCGCUUCCAGAAACUCCGAUGCGUUGCGAAUACGUUCAUCGUAUCGCUGGCGGUGUGCGACCUGUGCGUAUGCGGUAUUAUCAUGCCCUUCGCAGCCUACCAGGAACUGACCAGCGACAAGAAAUGGCACCUCGGUCCAGUCAUCUGCAACAUCUGGGUGGCACUCGACGUCCUGCUCUGCACCGCGUCCAUCUGGAACCUGUGCGUGAUUGCUCUGGACCGUUGCAUGGCUAUCACCAACCCCGUCUGGUACGUGAACAGACGGACACCCGUAAUGGCGGCUGUAGCCAUAUCCUCAGCCUGGGGUCUCUCGCUUCUACUGAGUGUCAUGUUUCUCUUGCUGAUGGAUAACUUUGCGGAUAGCGCGGACUACUCUUGUCAGGUUGCACCCAAACCAACCAUAGCUGUCAUUUCGUCAUCGGUGACAUUUUACAUCCCUUGUUUCAUUGUAGUUGCGGUUUAUAUCAAGAUCUUUCUGGCAGCACGACGCCAUCUACGGGGAAAGUCGAUCAGGGCGGCUAUCUCAACCAUGCACCAUGGGAGACCGUCGAUAGUGUGUAAGGAGAAACAGCCAAAAUCCAGCAGCUCGGAAACACACGAAAAUGGCCAAGCCGAACCGCUGUGCUCCUCUCCAGACGAGAACAAAAACCCAGUAAAAUAUGCGAAAGGAAACUGCGAGCUGCAACUCCCUAAAGUAGCGUGUUCGUCGAACAACGGACACUCUUCAAAUUCUCUCAGACCGCCUCCUGCGUCCGUCACGUCAAUAAGUAGCAUCAAACGGACAUCAUUCAACCUGACCGUACCCGAACCAUCUGUUUCUCCUGAUGUCGGGUUUUCAGGCGCUGACAAUUCCGACGUCAACGAAGUCCCGCGUUCACCUCGGAGAUCGUUGACACCGUUUUCAUUCAACUACCCGAGGCCCAAGAUACACCGUAUUUCAGUGACGCGAGAGCGACGCGCAGCUGCUGUGCUUGCAGUGGUCAUCGGCGUCUUCAUUUGUUGUUGGCUUCCGUUUUUCAUUGUUUACGUCAUCAUCGGGGUGUGUGAGAGUUGUAACGUAACAAACGUAACUUUUCAAGUGCUCACGUGGUUAGGAUGGUGCAAUUCGAUUCUCAAUCCUCUCAUCUAUACAGUCUUCAACCUCGACUUCAGGCAUGCGUUCCGAAAAAUUCUCCUUGACGUUCCGUGCAAGUGAAAGUUAUCGACUGUUUUGAUGAAUAUAUUGUUAACUAUCACCGAUCUUGCAUUACGCCGUUUUAAAAAUCCAUUUCUUCCACUACCAUUGACUAUUUACAUCGAAUAUAAAAAUGGUGAAGUACAUUGUCUUUUGACGUUACAGAUUGAGAAGAGAGAAAA
Molecule: messenger RNA, 1595 nt
Organism: Strongylocentrotus purpuratus (purple sea urchin)
Lineage: Eukaryota; Metazoa; Echinodermata; Echinoidea; Camarodonta; Strongylocentrotidae
Product: octopamine receptor
Exons: 2
Coding region: 1-1434 (477 amino acids)
Biological process (GO): adenylate cyclase-activating adrenergic receptor signaling pathway
Cellular component (GO): membrane
Molecular function (GO): G protein-coupled receptor activity
Source: RefSeq, a predicted model, not a curated record